AUGAUCCAGUUUGAUGAGAAGUACAAAUCAACCGAAAAACCAAAGCCAGUAAAAAAGAGAGCUCAAGCGGGAAUUGGUCCCGUUGCCCCUGCAGCCAUCAGAAAUGACAUCAUAAAGCAAGGAGCUGCCCCAGAAGUCUCUCCUCACAUUAAGCCUAAGCAGAAACAGAUGGUGGCCCAGCAGCAAUCUGUCAGCGAGGAAGGGUUGCAGAAAGGCCGUUUGACAGUCAUGGUGCUGAAAGCAACGAAGCCCUUCGAGUUUGAGACCCAAGAAGGCAAGCAAGAGAUGUUUCAUGCUACGGUGGCUACAGAGAGGGAAUUCUUUUUUAUAAAAGUUUUCAAUACACAGCUAAAAGAUAAAUUCACGCCAAAGAGAAUAAUUAUAAUAUCAAAAUAUUAUUGGCACGAUGGUUUCCUGGAGGUGAAUAGUGCCUCCCUUGUGUCUGAUGCUGAAUCCGACCAAAAGAUCAGUGUCCCAAACCACAUCAUCAGGAAAGCGGGUGAAACCCCAAAGAUCAACAAGCUUCAAACUAAGCCCACUGGAACAAUUGUGAAUGGGGUGUUCAUAGUCCAGAAGAAAACGGAACAGAAGAAUUGUGUAUUGUUUGAUGUAAAUGACAACACAGGGAGCAUGGAAGUACUGGUGCUUAGAAAACAGAUCAAAGAAGAAUGUGAGGAAGGAGAUAAGCUUCGACUUACAUUCUUUGAGCUGUCAAAAAGUGGAGAAAAACUACAGCUGAAAUCUGGAGUUCAUAGCCUCAUAAAGGUUAUUAAGGCCAAAAAAGAAAAAAAAUGA
Messenger RNA from Propithecus coquereli (Coquerel's sifaka), 795 nucleotides. RefSeq names its product absent in melanoma 2 (gene AIM2). The transcript is spliced from 5 exons. The record is from RefSeq and is a predicted model, not a curated record. Gene Ontology annotation, cellular component: AIM2 inflammasome complex. Gene Ontology annotation, molecular function: double-stranded DNA binding. Gene Ontology annotation, biological process: activation of innate immune response; cellular response to interferon-beta. The coding region runs from base 1 to 795 and encodes 264 amino acids. NCBI's taxonomy places the organism in Eukaryota, Metazoa, Chordata, Mammalia, Primates, Indriidae.